Molecule: messenger RNA, 6706 nt
Organism: Thunnus maccoyii (southern bluefin tuna)
Lineage: Eukaryota; Metazoa; Chordata; Actinopteri; Scombriformes; Scombridae
Gene: gas2l1
Product: growth arrest-specific 2 like 1
Exons: 5
Coding region: 546-3842 (1098 amino acids)
Biological process (GO): actin crosslink formation; protein localization to microtubule plus-end; microtubule bundle formation
Cellular component (GO): cytoplasm; actin filament; stress fiber
Molecular function (GO): cytoskeletal adaptor activity; microtubule binding; actin filament binding
Source: RefSeq, a predicted model, not a curated record
UGCCGGUCUAAGCUACAGCAGGUCAACAUAUUCAGUGCAAGAGGCGGCGCAACAUGGGCUGAGCCUAUUUGCAGUGAAGAUGAGCUGUGGACUCGGUGCUGCCCAGUGGUCGCGAUUUUCACAGGAGCCGCUUUGACUCAGACACACAGACAUGGUGACACGUGGAUUUUUGUAGGUAAGAGGAUCCACCACCGGCCACCGGCUGGGUUAACCGGUCGUCGGAUGGGUGUGUAUCGGCGUCCCGGGCUGAUCCGUUUUCAUACUCUCUCCGGGACCCGGCGAUGCGCUCAUUAAAGGAAACGGGUUUCGCAGAGACAUCCGGAAAACGCAUCCAUGCGCCACGGCCACGCCGCAUCCCAAUAUGUCUCUGACAACACAAAGCCUGGCUUCAAGGAGCUCCGAUAAGAAACCACACAUGCAAAUCGGCAUGGGUGCCUCAACACGGUUAUUUCUCUAUAUUUUGCGGAUGAGGCUUUGGAGCGCAGUUGUGCAAUGAGACAAUCGGGAAUUAUCAAGUAGACUUUAUUGAUAUAUAAUCCGACAAUAUGGCUGAUCAGAGCAACAUCCAGUCCGCCGCCUCCAAGAGUAUCCGGCCUUUUAAAUCCAGUGAAGAAUACCUGUACGCCAUGAAGGAGGACCUGGCUGAAUGGCUGAACACCCUGUACGACCUAGAUAUCACUGCGGACACCUUUAUGGAUGGGCUGGAGACGGGCUGUGCCCUCUGUCGGCACGCCAACAACGUGAACCGCGCCGCCCAGGACUUCCAGCUGGAAUACCCGGAGGCUGCACAGUCCAUGAAGAUGCCAUCCAAAGAUGUUGUCUUCCAGUCGCGCAAUGUGGUCGCCGGCUCGUUCGUGGCGCGAGAUAACGUGUCCAAUUUCAUCAGCUGGUGCAGGCAGGAGCUCUGGAUCAAGGACGUCCUCAUGUUUGAGACCAACGACCUGGUGGAGAAAUGCAACGAGAAGAAUUUCGUUCUGUGUCUCCUUGAGGUGGCGCGUCGUGGCUCCAAAUUUGGCAUGUUGGCCCCCAUGCUGAUCCAGCUGGAAGAGGAGAUCGAAGAGGAGAUACGGGACCAGGGGAGCCUGCAGAUCGAUGCAGGGGAGCCGGCUGAGCAGAGCCCGCCCAGCAGGUGUUUCAGCCGGAAGGAGAGCACUCGCAGUGUGGAGGAUGAACCUGAUCCAGAACCUUUCAUCUGGCAGCCGAAGAGAGUUUUAUGUGACAUGCGAAAUUUGGAUGAGUUGGUGCGUGAGAUUCUGGGCCGGUGUUCCUGUCCAGCUCAGUUUCCCAUGAUCAAGGUGUCAGAGGGGAAGUACAAAGUGGGGGACUCCAGUGCAUUGAUCUUCAUAAGGGUCCUUCGUACUCAUGUGAUGGUGCGUGUUGGAGGGGGCUGGGACACAUUAGAGCACUAUUUGGACAAGCAUGACCCGUGUCGCUGUGCUGCUUUUGCCCACCGCUACCACCAGGCUAAAGCCAGCGGCCAAGGUCAGGGAGGCCAGAGCAAGUCCUCCAGUGCACACUCAUCCCGCUCCACUAGCCCAGGUCCACACUGGCGAAAUGAAGGCAUCGCACCUUACAAACCCCCUGACAGGCGCUCCCUGGAGCCCCCCUCUGCUCCAUGUGCCCCUUCCUCCUCCACGCGGCCGGGCCGCUCUCAGAACCCUUCUGUCCCCACCGAGGUUGACUCUAAUGCAGCACGCACUCUGCUCCCUCGGCCACCACGAGACCGCUCAGAACCCCGCCACUUUAAUCCUCUCAGGAAUAAGGAGACAAUGUUGCCAGUGACAAGACGUCUGUCUGGAGACAGUGACUCCUCUACAGCCUCCUCUAAGGGAGGAGGGGGAGGAGGGGGAGGAGGGGGACGGUACUCUCUUGGUGGUGCUUCACGUCACUCCGGUGAAGAGGUCAUCCUACUUGUCAACCGCAAGGAGGGCAAGCAUAUAAUAGAGAGGCCUGGAGCUGGAAGUCAGACCCCAUCCCUGCGUCCCACGCUGCCCCGUGCACGCAGCCAGUCUCGGGAACGUCCCACGCUUGCUCCAAUACUCAAACCUAACCCACCACAAGGAUCCCCUGAUGGAACACGGACAGCCCGCACAGAGAGGGGCCGCUCCCUUGGAAAUGAAGGCCCAAGAAGGCUUCAUGCUCCACGUUCCCACAGCCAGAGUAAGUUACAGAACCGUACUCGGUCCAGCGAUGCCAGCCCGGGGCCCGCUUCCUGCUACAGAGACCCUCAGCCUCCACCCUCAGACAGACGAGAGGAUCUUCGGGCCAAACAACUGCCCCCAUCCUCCCCCAGAGUAGGUGGUGGGUUCACCAAGAGGCAGUCCUCUUCAUGCUCCAACUCACCUGUUAAAGGAGUCCAAAGCAACAACAGCACCCCCAGUAAGAAGACCAUAACUACUCCUAGACCCCCUGCCCCUCGCUCACCAUCUGUAGGGAAAGGAAGGCUUCUGCCCCCGGUCACCUCCGGAGGUCGACGUUCUCCACACUCAUCUCCUCGCAACUCUCACCAUCACGCUGCCCGCUCUCCUAGAACAUCACAUGGCCCUCGCUCUACUGGGGGGCGGGGCCAUCAUAGGAACUGGUCUGGCGUGGAGCGCCAGGAGAUUGAGGAGGAAGGAGUGGGCUUUGGCUUCCAGAUGCUGCCAACGCUAGACCCCCAGAAGGAGCAGGACCUGUAUCGCAGCUUUGAGGCUGAAUUCCUAGCUAAUACACAGCAGGCUAAAGGAGUGUCUGGUAGAGCCCCAGGAGGAGUGACCCUGCAGGGAGCUGGAACACAUCCAGUGCCAGCACCCACUGAUCCUAAUGUCACUGACUCUGCUUAUUCCUCCUCUAACUCCUCCUCCUCUUCCCUGAAUAUAGGGGCGAAGAUAGGAACUCUGCCUGAGCUCAGGGAAUCCAAGAGAACUAAUCUCCGUCACUUCCCACUGGAGGACCCCUUGAAUUUACUUUAUGGACACAACUUUGGAGGACCACACAACUUUGGUCAAGGAGAACCUGAACACUGGGGGGAUCGUGGAGGGGGCCUCAAGAAGCUCCCAGCCAUCUCUAGCUCCAUCGAGGAGAGGGAACAUCUUUCUUCCCUGCCUGGUCUUGGAGACUCUGAGUCAAACAGACUGAUGAAUCAGGUCCCCUCACAACCGGCUUUCCACUGUAGGAAUAUGAAUGGAGACCAUGGAGGUUGCCCUCCUACUGGGUUGCUGACCGACCAACAGGGUCAUCUUGGCUGGGGCACAGGACCUGAAGGAGAUGUUCCUCUGGAGAAUCACCAGCCAAACUUACCAUAUGACUUUGAAAAUGGUGAUGGCAGUGAUGACCUCCCGCCCCCAGAGGCUUGCCCGUCACCUAUCCCCCUUCCCCCCUCUGAGGACUGCUCCUUCCAGGAUUCCUCUAGUGAAAACUCUUCAAUGUGCUUCAGUCUGAGUGAAUCCCGCUCUGAAUCCCCCCCACCAUCUUCACUCCUAGCCAACGGGGAUGCAGACGAAGAAGUGCUGCAGACUAAGAAAGGGCAAAGGAAGUCAGACAGGGUGAACCCUAUCUCUAAGCACAAACUGAGACCCAGAAUCAGGCCUCGCACUGACAACAGGCCAGAAAAUAGCCCCUCACGCAUCCCCACCCCGGUCAGCUACAGAGAUCUGCAGGCUAACGACACACUUUCACCCUGCCACACCCCACCGAUGUCCCCUCAGAGCUCCCAUUCUACUGGUCGCCCAGCCACAUGCAAAAGCCUGCACCAGGCCUUUGCAGACAUGAUCCAUCCUCAACCACGUUCUCCAGCCAUGGGCAACAAAGAUUGCUCCUACCCUGGACAGUCUGGGAGCCUGGACACUGAAGCUUGGAUGUAGCACAGACCUGAUGGGUAUGACACAGGGGGUUGUUGUCAAGAACUACUGUGUAAAAAAAAAAGACGUAAGACUGGGCUAUAGACUGUUCUCAUUGCAUGUCAAACACUCCUUUUUUUCACUUAGUCUCUCCCCUGAAUAACUGCAGGGGGUUCACAUUGCUUUUAUUUUGCACUCAAGCCAAAUUAUUUAUUACCAAAGGAAUGGUCUUUGAUAUUACUUUUACUGUAAUUUUAAUGUGUGCAUGGGGAUGAUUUUGCCAAUCAUAAGGUGUUUUUUGCAAGACACUUGUGAAAUUCUUGUGGUUGAUGCAACUGCAGAGCGAUAGAGAGAGAGAGAGCGCAUAUGUGCUGCCAUGUGCCCCACUGAGGGGCAUGGUUAAGUGCCAGGGAUUUAAAGCUGCAACUCUAAACAGUGUAAACACUAAACCUUUAGUCAGAUGGAUUGGCUCCCUCUUGUGGUUUGCCACAGCCUUGAUAGUCAAAAUACUGGUGUAAUGACUGUGAUAUUUUCAGUCUCUCCACAUUAGUGGUCUUCACAUAUGACUCAUUAUACACAUAUUUACAGUACACUAAUAGGUAACAUAGACAAAAAUAUCCCCGUUCUUGUUCUGACUUUAUGAACACUACAUGCACUACCAAUCUCUGUACAGUUCUCUGCUGUUAUAUGUGUAUGAUGUCACCUUUUCACAACCAAUUCAUGUAGUGGAGAUAGAUGAUAUUUGUUUAAAAAUGUGUUACAGGUUUUCAAGAUUAUGUUUAAUGCAGUAAAACAUGUUAACCUUAUUUCUACUUUUAAGUGUUGAAAUAUUAUGGAUCAGUGAAGGUUAUAUUGCUUUGUGUCAUUGUCACUGAAACAAAAAUGUUGAGAGCUCUCCCUCUGACCAAACUGAACUCUGGAAUACAAUACUAAAUAUACAUGUGCAGAAGUCAAAUGCUCAAGAGAAUGAAUGUGUAAAUACAUGUUUAUGUGCCCACUGAGAGAUGUGGGUGUGUUGUAUGUAAAAAGACAUUGAAAAUACAAUAUAAUGUACAUAUUUGCGGUAUUAAGUUCUGUGCGGCCUUAGCUAUGCAAUAUUGGUGUUGAAAAUGCCUUCACAAUUCCCUUUGCCUUAAAAUUGAUUCGCAGGUUAGUUUUUGAAUGUUUUUGCUCAACAUCACUAAGAUUUAUUCAGUAAUACUACAUUGCCAUCAUUAACGGUUUAUGGAAAUAGAAAUUGGAAAGAUUGAAUGUGAAUGUGGGAAAAAGUGAGGAACGUUGCCAAUUUUAAUUAUAGAUAAUACUUGAUGUAAAUGUACAAUUCAUGAUAAAGAUAUAUAAUUUAUUGCCUAUGAAUCCUAUUAGUUGUUUUGAAACUCAAGAAACAAGAUAACCUACUUAGCAAAUGGAUUUCAAAGACACGGCACAAACUAUGGUGACAUCUAGUGGCUAAGGGGAAAAAAAUGUCUUCACAGUGAGCAGAAAUACUGUUUUCUGGACACAGUACCCACUCUUCCAUACUUUUGGAAUUACAUUUUCUGGUACUAAUUGAUGUAAAGUUAAUUACAAUGGUAUAAUAAGGUGAAGUUUGAUGGAUAGAGAAUGACGUUGACUAGAGUGUGCAUGUGUGCAACAGUGCAUGAAUAAUAGAUGCUGUAACUGGAUAUUAAGGUUGUCUUGUGAAACUCUUGUACAGUUGUCAAUAUCAGUAUGAGAGGCCAGACUCCAGCUACAGUACUUCUGUUUUUGGUAUUUAACAAGUGUGGAUAUUUGAAAGUGGAAAAGUGUGAAUUGUAGUGUCAGUGCCCUGCAGAAGCCUCAUACCUCAAAAAAACAUUUUGUUAUCAAUUUGAAAAUUUACAAAUUUACAAUUUGCCUAAAGGCCUCUAUUUGUUUUUUGAUGUCACAUUUUGAUGUGAUAUUCCCACAGAUUAUGGAGACAAUGUUGGUGAAAAAGCAAAAUUUGCAAGAUACAAUCUUAUUGCAGGGCACUGACACCGUGAAUGGGCUAAAAAAAGACUGUGUGUAUCUUUGUGUACAUACUGUAUGAACGUAUAUAUAGAACUGGAGUAAAGAAAGGUGUGAUGUUGGUCCUAUUUAUUUAUUUAUAAAAUUAAGUCUCAGUGGGCUCAAGUGGCAUCUGUGUCCUAAGUACUGACAAGUGAACUGUAAGUGUUGAGGGAAAAUCCUAAUGAGGUGGGGUCCAACAUGUACAAACAUCAUGCAUUGUAAGAUUAUUCAUUUUUCUCAACAGCAUACACACUUUUUUGUCUUUACAUACUGUGAAGACACAUAAUCCAUUAGAAAUGUGUCCCAUUUAUAACUGGAGUGAGUCUACAGACGAAACAUAUUUGGGCUGUUUUACAAAACUCCAUCAGCAUCAGUAAUGUUAUAGCUACAUUGACCCAAUGUGUAGCUGAUAAUCAGUUUCACUUAUAUGAGCAGAUAUUACAUAUAAAUGUGUUUUUACAUAUUCUAAAUGUAUAAGUUUAAGUGUGAAUCAGUUUUUGGCUCAAUUUAAGACAUUUUCAUUUUGAUCAAUUGGUGUUUUUAAAAAAAAAAAAAAAGUCUACCAGCUAUGUGAACUUUGACUUCAUACAACAUGCGAUUACAUUGGGUUAUCAGUCACACAACAAUCAUGACAAUUUUAGAAAACUCUCUCUCCUUCUCUCUACCCCCAAUCACCAAAAUCUGAAUGUUCAUGAUCAGACAAUUUCUUGUUUGCUAAUGUUAUUUUCACUAAAACUUCAGUUAAAUGUACAGAUUGCUUGACAUUGUGGCAUUUGUAUGUAUGAAAUAGCAAUACUGCAACAUUUCACUGUUUUUUUUUUUUAAGUUGAAAAUGCUGUCAAGUUGUUCUUGUAAUAAAUAUUUUCCUCUGAAGUUUA